CAUCCUUCAUUCAAAACCAAACCAUGGGAGAAUCUAAACAGCCACACCUCAACGGAGCAUACUACGGUCCUUCGAUUCCACCGCCGUCCAAGACCUACCACAGGCACGGUCGCGGCUCUUGUUGCGGCUGUCUCUUCAGUCUCAUUUUCAAAAUCCUCUGCACAAUUCUGGUCACCAUAGGUCUUAUUGUCUUGGUUCUCUGGCUCGUCUUCCGCCCUAAUCAGGUCAAAUUCUACGCCACCGAUGCGACUCUCACUCAGUUCGAUCUCUCCACCACAAACAACACUCUCUAUUACAACCUCGCUCUAAACCUCACCAUUCGAAACCCUAACAAGCGCGUCGGAGUCUACUACGACCAAAUUGAGGCCAGCGCCUAUUAUGAAGACGAGCGGUUACAAACUAAGGAUCUGCAGAGAUUCUAUCAGGGACACAAGAACACGGCCAAUGUGAGCACCGAGUUUCAGGGGCAGAGUGUGGUGGUUUUGCAGGGAUCCGAUAGAACGAGUUACGAUUCGGAGAAGUUAUCGGGGAUUUAUAGCAUUGAUUUGAAGCUUAAACUCCGAAUCCGAUUGAAGGCAUGGUGGUUCAAGACGCCGAGAUUUACCAGCAAGGUCGAGUGCGAUCUGAAGAUACCUUUGAAUUCCAACAUGAAUGGCGGUUCGUUUCAGAGCAAGAGGUGUGAUAUUGACUGGUAGUUAGUCACCGGUUUAUUUUUGGCUGUUUGUUCCAUUCCUUCCUUCCUUCUUUGUCAUUUAAGUUCUCUAGAGCAUUUCUUUCUCCUUAUUGUAAUGUACUACUUACUACAUCAUAUUGAUUUGAUUUUUGGGGGUUGUGAAUAAAUAAAAGGCAUUUGAUUUCAUAUUAUGAUUUAUUUAGCUAUC
Molecule: messenger RNA, 881 nt
Organism: Impatiens glandulifera
Lineage: Eukaryota; Viridiplantae; Streptophyta; Magnoliopsida; Ericales; Balsaminaceae
Product: NDR1/HIN1-like protein 3
Exons: 1
Coding region: 24-695 (223 amino acids)
Biological process (GO): defense response to other organism
Source: RefSeq, a predicted model, not a curated record